AUGCUCUCGGCGCCACCUACUGAGCUGUUGAGAGGAUUGGAAGGUUAUCGGCGGCAAGUAGUGAGAGGCUUCAAAGUUAUGGCGAAACCGAAGAAGCAUUGGGAAGUUGAUUUCUCCCAGUGGACUAAGGAGCGUGCAACAAGACUGAGGAAGAAGCAAGAACGGCUCUCCCAAGAAGCUAACGCGUAUGAUACCAUCAGGAUGUGCUAUAGACGAGGUUUGGAAAAGUUGGUAUAUAACGGGGAGAUUAGUAAGGACACAGCGAGCCGAUGGGCUAAGAUAGAUGCUCAGCUCGUGGAGUUGCAGUCGAGGCCUCGACAGUUGAUGUUACACGAUGCUCGGCAAAGGAUGUUCCAACACUAUAUAAGGGAGCACUUCCCGAAGAAGCCUCUUGAGAAGGAGUCUGAGGGGGACUAA
Messenger RNA from Perkinsus marinus ATCC 50983, 417 nucleotides. RefSeq lists its product as hypothetical. Lineage: Eukaryota; Perkinsozoa; Perkinsida; Perkinsidae. The record is from RefSeq and is a predicted model, not a curated record. The coding region runs from base 1 to 417 and encodes 138 amino acids. The transcript is spliced from 5 exons.